Messenger RNA from Aspergillus wentii DTO 134E9, 422 nucleotides. RefSeq lists its product as uncharacterized. The record is from RefSeq and is a predicted model, not a curated record. The transcript has a single exon. Lineage: Eukaryota; Fungi; Ascomycota; Eurotiomycetes; Eurotiales; Aspergillaceae. The coding region runs from base 135 to 365 and encodes 76 amino acids.
CCUUUGCAUAUGUUUACGAUGGCAUUCUUCUAUUUCACUUUGCGCAUGCACGCAUUAUUCAUUUCUUCUAGGGGUGUCCGGCGCUGAACUUUGUUUUCUUCUAACACACUUUCUUCUUUACUCAACUUUUGGUGAUGUCUUCGGACGCUCACUUUGAUACCUUUACAAUUCUUCUUCCCCCUGUGCGUAUUGCAGGCGUCGGAUGUUUCGAGGUCGGAAAUGUAUUUGCAGUUUGUUUUUGGUUCCAACCUGAUUGUUUUUUAUGGCGUUCACUUGUCGGUUUUCUGCAGCUCACUCCACCCGGCAAUGACCCUUUGUUGCAGCUAGUUGCUUCCAGGGAACAAAACGGAUAUACUGGAGGAUAGGAUCUAAGGGCAUGGAAGCGAACUUCUUUUUCAUCUUUUAGCGAGGACAAACGGAUA